Messenger RNA from Formica exsecta, 1570 nucleotides. It is a transcript of the gene BckdhA, whose product is annotated as 2-oxoisovalerate dehydrogenase subunit alpha, mitochondrial. Gene Ontology annotation, biological process: branched-chain amino acid catabolic process. NCBI's taxonomy places the organism in Eukaryota, Metazoa, Arthropoda, Insecta, Hymenoptera, Formicidae. The transcript is spliced from 7 exons. Bases 140 to 1423 code for a protein of 427 amino acids. Gene Ontology annotation, molecular function: oxidoreductase activity, acting on the aldehyde or oxo group of donors, disulfide as acceptor. The record is from RefSeq and is a predicted model, not a curated record.
ACGUGUUUAUGUUUAACGCUUCCUCCCAUGAUGUCGCGCGUGUGCAUGUGCGUUACAGUGCAUUAUCAGUACCUUAUCGGCCUAAAUGUACACAUCAAAUAGUUACAGAGGAGAUCAAAGAUCAAAUGUGUGACACGAAAUGAUUGCAAAGAAUUUAUUCCGGGGAAUUUCGCGCUUUCAAUACGCUAUAUUGCAGGUAAAACAAUAUAGCACUACGACAAAUGAACCGCAAUUUCUAGGAAUCAACAAUGCUUUUACCAAUAAUAUUCAGUUUGUCAAUAAAGAAAGUUAUGAAUCUAUUCCAAUAUACAGGAUUUUGGAACCUACACAGAAGGCUGAAUUACCCAAAGAUGAAAAGUUAAACGAGACAAAUCUGAUGAAAAUGUACUGCGAUAUGAUGAUCAUAAGCAUGAUGGAUAAGAUUCUAUACGAAUCGCAAAGACAAGGUCGCAUCUCAUUUUAUAUGACAAACACUGGUGAAGAGGCUGUGCAGAUUGGUUCUGCUGCUGCUUUGACUCUAGAAGAUAUGAUUUACGCACAAUACCGUGAAGCUGGUGUCUUGUUGCACCGUGGAUAUCCAUUGCUGAAGUUUAUGAAUCAAUGUUACGGCAACUGCGAGGAUGAGGGCAAAGGCAAGCAAAUGCCAGUGCAUUAUGGUUCCAAAGAGUUCAAUUUCAUGACUAUAUCAUCUCCAUUGGCAACCCAACUACCACAAGCUGCUGGAGCUGCCUAUGCCUUUAAAUUGGAUAAAAGGAACGCAUGUGUGGCUUGUUACUUUGGCGACGGUGCGGCGAGCGAAGGCGACGCCCAUGCGGCAUUCAAUUUUGCAGCUACUUUAUCAUGUCCCAUCAUCUUCAUCUGUCGGAAUAACGGAUAUGCCAUUUCCACACCAGUCUUCGAACAAUUUAAGGGAGAUGGUAUCGCGGCUAAAGGCCCAUCAUACGGAAUUGACACAAUUAGAGUAGAUGGUAACGACGUUCUCGCCAUGUAUUAUGCCACAAAAAGUGCUCGAGACUUCUGCAUAAAACAACAGAAACCCGUUUUAAUAGAAGCCAUGACUUAUAGACUCGGACAUCACAGCACAUCGGAUGAUUCUAUGGCUUAUCGAUCGACCGACGAGAUCGCUCAAUGGAAUAUCCAGACGCCACUUGUCAAGUUUCGUUUUUAUCUAGAGUCGCUUGGAUUAUGGUGUCAAGAAAAGGAGCAAGAAUUAAUAAAUUCCACUAAGAAAAAAAUCCUUCGUGUUUUUACAGAAGCAGAAAAAAAAUCCAAGCCAUAUUGGAAGGGAUUAUUUACAGAUGUUUACAAGGAAAUUCCUGAUCAUAUCAGGUAUAUUAGCAUAUAUAGACAUGUUAAUCAUAUAAAUAUAUUAAUUAAAGUUGGUAUCACUUUCAAUAUUUGGUAUAUUUCAGAAAACAAAUGAAUCUAAUGGAAAAACAUCUAGAAGAAUUCAAAGAACAUUAUCCAUUAAAUUCUUUUGCGCAUAAAAAGUAAAAGGAGAAAAUUUAUCUUAUACAAAAAUGAUGUUAUUUUAUACAUUUAUUUUAAUAAUAAAGUCUUAAAUCAUUAA